Molecule: messenger RNA, 2144 nt
Organism: Impatiens glandulifera
Lineage: Eukaryota; Viridiplantae; Streptophyta; Magnoliopsida; Ericales; Balsaminaceae
Product: UDP-sugar pyrophosphorylase
Exons: 17
Coding region: 77-1927 (616 amino acids)
Biological process (GO): UDP-N-acetylglucosamine biosynthetic process
Molecular function (GO): UDP-N-acetylglucosamine diphosphorylase activity
Source: RefSeq, a predicted model, not a curated record
AAAACUUCUUUGCCAUCAUCAUUAAUCUUCCUGGAUCUGUAAGAUUUCCCGAACACAGUAAAAUUCGAUCAACAAGAUGGCGACGCCGGCGGCAUCAGCGGCGGAGGAAUUAUCGAAGCUCACCAUCGAUGCGAAAUGGGUUUCCUCUGCUCCAAAUCUGAAGAAGAAUUUGCACCUUCUUUCUCCACAGCAGGUUUCUCUGGCGAAAAUGUUAUUGGAAACGGAUCAGACUCAUCUUUUUCAGCAUUGGCCUGAGCCUGGAACUGAUGAUGGAGAGAAACGAGCUUUCUUCGAUCAGAUAUCACGCCUCAAUGAUAGCUAUCCAGGUGGGUUGAUUACCUACAUUAAGACUGCGAGAGAACUCUUAGCCGAUUCCAAAGCUGGGAAGAACCCUUUUGAUGGCUUUACACCUUCCGUCCCAUCAGGAGAGGUUCUGAAAUUUGGUGAUGAUAACUUUGUUCAAUAUGAGUUGAAUGGUAUUAAGGAAGCGAAGGAUGCUGCCUUUGUUCUUGUUGCAGGGGGACUUGGCGAACGCCUGGGAUACAAUGGAAUCAAGGUGGCUCUUCCUAGAGAGACUACUACAGGGACUUGUUUCUUGCAGCAUUAUAUUGACUCCAUUUUAGCUCUACAAGAUGCAAGCUGCAGCCUUGUUGAAGGAGGAUGCCAGAGGAAGAUUCCUCUUGCUAUAAUGACAUCAGAUGAUACGCAUGAACGUACUUUAGAACUGUUGGAAAAAAAUUAUUAUUUUGGAAUGACUGCUUCACAAGUUAAACUUCUGAAACAGGAAAAAGUUGCUUGCUUAGAUGAUAAUGAUGCAAGACUUGCCUUGGACCCAAAAAAUAAAUACAGUAUUCAGACAAAACCGCAUGGUCAUGGAGAUGUUCACUCACUCCUUUACUCCAGUGGCUUGUUAAAUGAAUGGCGAGAUGCUGGUUUGAAGUGGGUUCUGUUCUUCCAAGACACAAAUGGACUUCUCUUUCAGGCAAUCCCUGCUUCCCUGGGAGUUAGUGCUGCCAAACAGUAUGAUGUUAAUUCCCUUGCUGUUCCUCGCAAAGCAAAAGAGGCUAUUGGAGGAAUUACAAAACUUACUCAUUCUGAUGGUAGAACAAUGGUGAUUAAUGUUGAAUACAACCAGCUUGAUCCCUUACUUAGGGCAACAGGUUAUCCUGAUGGUGAUGUCAAUUCUGAAACAGGCUAUUCACCUUUUCCUGGAAACAUAAACCAAUUAAUACUUGCUGUUGGCCCUUAUCUGGAGGAGCUUAAAAAGACUGGAGGUUCGAUCAAGGAGUUUGUUAAUCCCAAGUACAAGGAUUCAACUAAAACUUCUUUCAAGUCCUCCACUCGGUUAGAGUGUAUGAUGCAAGAUUAUCCUAAGACGUUACCUCCAACCGCUAGGGUUGGAUUUACGGUAAUGGAUAUAUGGCUUGCAUAUGCACCUGUCAAGAACAACCCUGAAGAUGCUGCAAAGGUUCCAAAGGGAAAUCCAUAUCACAGUGCAACUUCUGGGGAAAUGGCCAUCUAUAGAGCAAGUAGUCUCAUUUUGAGGAAGGCUGGUGUGAAGAUAGAUGAUCCAAUAACCGAAGUGUUCAAUGGACAAGAGGUGGAAGUGUGGCCUCGCAUAACCUGGAAACCGAAAUGGGGAGUGAGUUUUACGGAUAUCACUAGUAAAAUUAAAGGAAAUAACUCGAUUUCGCAGAAAUCUACAUUGGUCAUCAAUGGCAGUAAAGUUGUUCUUGAGGACCUGUCUUUGAAUGGAACUCUUGUUAUUAACUCCAAUGAUGUUGCUGAGGUGAAAGUUGGGGGUGUGGUGGAAAAUAAGGGCUGGACACUUGAAAAAGUCGACUACAAAGACACUUCAGCUCCCGAAGAAAUCAGGAUCCGUGGCUUCAAAAUCAACAGGAUCGAACAGUUGGAGAAGACGAACUGAGCCUAGUGAAAAAGUGCUUUCCUUUUUUAUUUGUUUCUCCCAUUAUACUAAUAAAUGAACACUCCUGUAGUAUAUGUCACACAAUUGCAUUUACUAUACCGGUUAUUACACCUUUUUACUCUAUAAUUGCUAGCAGUUUAUCGAAUUGAUUGUACAUGGCUUUCAAGUCAUUUUUGGGUUGUUUUGGUUGAAAGUGGUUACUUUUUUUUACGCUUUA